AUGGCAAACGGUAUAAAAAGCGAAGUGUCAUCAAUGCAUGUCUCCGCUCCUUACCAUCCUUAUCUACCGUGUUACACAGUAUUAAUGCAGGCCGUGGUCCCAAUCCCUUGA
This is a messenger RNA of Sclerotinia sclerotiorum 1980 UF-70, 111 nucleotides long. RefSeq lists its product with no specific name. The transcript is spliced from 2 exons. The coding region runs from base 1 to 111 and encodes 36 amino acids. The record is from RefSeq and is a predicted model, not a curated record. NCBI's taxonomy places the organism in Eukaryota, Fungi, Ascomycota, Leotiomycetes, Helotiales, Sclerotiniaceae.